Galleria mellonella (greater wax moth) is the source of this 1442-nucleotide messenger RNA. Its product is annotated as filamin A-interacting protein 1-like. The coding region runs from base 167 to 1291 and encodes 374 amino acids. Lineage: Eukaryota; Metazoa; Arthropoda; Insecta; Lepidoptera; Pyralidae. The transcript has 11 exons. The record is from RefSeq and is a predicted model, not a curated record.
AAUAGAUCAUCAAGUUUCAAACAACGUUUCAGUAGUGUUCCUGGAUGCUUGCUAUUUGAAUGUUUAUUAAUUUGUAAUUUAUUAUUAAUACAUCCCUUUAUUAUUGAUACAAUCUAAUUUUUUUUUCUUGUGAAUUUAAUAUCUUUAAAUACUAAGGAGUUUGAAUAUGGCGGACUCGGCACAACCUCAGGUUUCAGGCGGUGGGGAAGGUACACCGGUUGUUAGCGGCGAUGCUAAGCAGGCGGAUUCAGCACAGCCCCAGGUCUCGGGUGGUGGGGAAGGAGCCCCAGUUGUUAGUGGUGAGGCUAAGAAGGCGGAUUUAGCACAACCGCAGGUCUCGGGCACCGGAGAAGCCGUACCAAUUGUUAGCGGCGAGGCUAAACAGCCUGAUCAGCCUGUCGCAGAGGAGCAGAGCGAAGUGAAGAAAGUAGAACAAGUCGUAGAAGGAACAAAAACUGAGGCACCUCAACCGGAGCCUGUGAAACCGGAAGCUUUAGUGUCGGAACAAAUAAAAAAUGAAGAGCUUCCUCCAACACCAGCAGUUGAAGAGACGAAUAAAGAAGAAGCUAAACCAGCUCAAGAGCCUGCCAAUGAGGCGAAAGUAGAACAAAAUGUGCCUCCCAAAGAUAUUGCCAUGCAUUUUAACGAGCAUGCAGCUCACCUGAUGAACUGGCAACAGAGAGAAUUGGAACUUUUGAAAAAGAUAGACGAGUUGGAAAAAGUAAAGAAUCAAAGGAGCGAAGACGGCCUGAAACUUGAAUUAAAGGUCCGUGAAGAAGAAAUCGACCUUCUAAAGGCAAGGGUUAGGAACCUGGAGACGGAACUGCAGGCAGCACUGUCGAAGCCCAGUGGGAAGAAUCAUGAGAUGAUAGAAAACAUCAAGCAGCAACACGAAGAGCUGCUGAGCAAAGCUCGCGGCAUGAUAUUCGACAAGACGAAGAUGGUGAAGAAUCAGGAGCUGCAGAUCGAAGCCCUCACCACCCAGGUGCAGUCGCUGAAGGACAUCAAUCUGAUCACCAAGGACCUGCUCGAGAUCAGAAACUCCGAAGUCAAGGCUAUGGAGGAUCGGCUGCAAGCUAUGGAGGCGCGGUUUAAGGCGGAGAAGGACAAAUACGGGCUGGUGCUGCAACGUGCGCAGACCAGCACCAAUAUCAACGUCGACCUCCGCAAGGAGUACGAGACGCAGCUCGGCAUAUUCAAGGAGCUGAGGGAAAAGUAUGAGCAAAGGGUCCAAGCAUUAGUGGCAGAAAACACAAGGCUCAAAGAGUCUGUGAGAGGCGGCACAUCCUAAAAGGAAAUUAUAUAUUUAUAUAUAUAAAGACUGUUUCGGAAUUUGGCCGAUACAUUUAUAUUUUGUACAAUUUUAAAUAUUUUGGUAGUGUACAUUAUUUGCGUUUGUGAUGUACGAAAUAUUUUAAUCUUAAUAAAAAGUUAAUACUGAA